AUGAAGUUUGGAUUGUCUUUAGAUACUGAGUUACAGAUCCUGAAUUUGCACCAUGAGAGGAUAGCUGACGGGGGCCUACGAGUGCAUUCCCUUCAAAGGACACAAGCAUAUUCUCCAAUAAGGCUUCUAUCUGAAACAAUACGAAAACUAGAAAGCCUACGCCUUGCCGAGUUGCUAGAAACACAAAGAAGUGAUAACCUCAAAAAUGAAGCUUUGAAAAACGAACGUAAGAAUAAACUUAUGUCUGAUACAAUCAUCGAUGAUGAAUUCAACAAGAUGUGGAACCAGCUGCAAACAGAAGUGCAACGCAUCAUUGACAAUCAAAAGGCAUUGAAAAAACAGGAAGAAGAACGUUUGAUAAAAAUUAAGGAGGAAGAAGAACGAAAAAGGCUUGAGAUACUCAAACAGAAAGCUAAGGAAGAGGAAGAGGCUCAAAUAAAAGCUCAAGAGAAAGCCAAACUCGAGGCCGAGCAAAAGGCUAGAAAGGCUGAAGAAGAUGCUAAAAGGGCUGAAGCAGAGCGAUUGAAAGCAGAAGAAACAAAGAAUAAGUUGAAAGAGAAAAUCAGAAAAGAACAAGAAUCUGCUUCCCGUAAAUCAAAAGGACUUACGGAUUUCAAAGAGAUUGAGAAACAGUUAGUCUAUUACAGACAAAAAAUAGAGACUAUAAAAGCAGAAGUCGUCAAACCCAUGAAUAAGGACAAGGAUUUGAAGCGAAAUAUUAACGCCUUGAAAAGGAAAAUCAAUAUCAAGUUUGGACAAUUGUCAAACUCUAUGACUCAAUUGAAUCAGAUUUCUCAUGAAACUGUUGAGCUUGUGAAACAAACCUCUUCCAAUCAAUUAGCAUACAAAUGGAUUUUAAACUUCAUUGCGAAAGCGAUUGUUUCUCAAGCUGAAACAGAGGUUACCGUGAAGCCCACUGCGGCGUUACCUUUGGCUAGACUCAGUAUGCAUUUGCUUUAUAAUUUGGAGGGUUUGUAUGAUUUCUUAUGCCCUAGGUUUGUUAAGAAAUGUUGUUUAAUCAUCGGCUUCACGUGUCCCAUCGAUACAGAGGAAGGACGUAUACGGAUGGGAUGGAGAAGACAUGAGUCCAAAUGGGAAACUGAAGUCAAGUAUGAAGAAAGAAUUGGAGGUAUUUGCUCUGUGUGGGCUGUAAUGGCACGCCUAGAACAUGAUUCUAAAUUUGCAUUCUUUAGCAUGGAUGCCGAAUGGAAGUUUGCUGCUAGAAUGCUCAAUACUGAAAAAUCACUUUUGUCAAACGUUCACUAUGUUGUUGUUAGUAACUGGUGGGAGGCUGCAGCUCAGCUGGUUAUCAACAGAUGGAGAAAGCAAGGCAUAAAGAUUUUACAGCUUUUCUCAAGGGACUGGGCCAAAUAUGGUCAAGAGAAAUCCUUCCCUGCUGCAACGCGAUUGGAGGUAUUGGGAGACGACUUUGAGCUGAAGAAUGAUCUAAACCAACUCAAAGAAAUGGAAUCUUGA
Messenger RNA from Clavispora lusitaniae ATCC 42720, 1476 nucleotides. It is a transcript of the gene GLE1, whose product is annotated as nucleoporin. Gene Ontology annotation, cellular component: nuclear pore; cytoplasm; nuclear pore cytoplasmic filaments. The record is from RefSeq and is a predicted model, not a curated record. Gene Ontology annotation, biological process: poly(A)+ mRNA export from nucleus. Gene Ontology annotation, molecular function: translation initiation factor binding; phospholipid binding; inositol hexakisphosphate binding. Lineage: Eukaryota; Fungi; Ascomycota; Pichiomycetes; Serinales; Metschnikowiaceae.